Messenger RNA from Mesitornis unicolor (brown roatelo), 6907 nucleotides. It is a transcript of the gene CRYBG3, whose product is annotated as beta-gamma crystallin domain containing 3. The annotation marks the transcript as partial. Gene Ontology annotation, biological process: lens development in camera-type eye; visual perception. The record is from RefSeq and is a predicted model, not a curated record. NCBI's taxonomy places the organism in Eukaryota, Metazoa, Chordata, Aves, Mesitornithiformes, Mesitornithidae. Gene Ontology annotation, molecular function: structural constituent of eye lens. The transcript has 19 exons.
GCAGAUACAACGGAAGCCAGAAGCACCUGCAGUCACUUAUGCAACCUAUCGAGGUUCUGCAAGGAUUAGGCAGCUGCUGAAGAGUCAAUCAGAAGCCGCUGAAAAAGGAGAAGAAAGUACUGAGAACAGAAAUUCUUUGAUAGUCAGAGAAAAUGGAGAAAUCCAAACAACUGUCCCGCUGAAAUCAGGACACUUAAUAAAAGAAAAUGGACAAAAUGAGAGUAAAGAUCACGAAGAUGGUGUCAUAGUAAAUUCUUCUGCAUUUAAAAUGGAAACAGAAAAGUCUGGCAAAGCUCAGCAUUGCUUGAGUAACAGGAAAUGUGAAAUAACUGCAAAGGCCACAACUUCAUCUACUGAAUUAUCUCAUGACAUAGACUUGAAACAUACACCUGCUUUAGCUGCAACAAAAGUUAAAAGGACAUGUUCACUAGACUCAUUAUUGUCAUCUCAUAGUGAGAUCCUAACUGGCUCUACUUCCCAGUUUACCAAUUCCCUUAAUUCCCUUAAAAUGAGUUCUGAAAAUGAUUUGGUUAGAAAAGAAGUUGGAGUGCUGGGACAAGCAGAAGCUCUGUUUCAGGCAGACAAAAAUACCACUUCUAACUUUGAUAAAGGUAAUCACAGUAGUUUAGCAGGUAGUAAGGAGUCCACAAAAGAAAUGCAAGAUGAUUGUUUAUAUUCAUCCAGAUCAAAAAAUCAGACGGUUAAUGAAGAGCUACAAGUGAGAAAGAGAGAAUGUUGCUGUAAUCAUCAAAUGGAUGGUCACUCAGAGCUAACAUCGAAUGUCCAUAUGCUUCAUUCCAGUACUGCUAGAUUUCAGCAGCAAGCAGAGCAGCAUACAGGUAGUGCAAAUAAAGACAGUGGUCCAAGAAUAAGUGAUACACAGAAUAUUGUGGCAGCUGUAGAGGAAGAGCAAAAUGCACAGAACAUUGUUGCUACUGCUCCCUUACCUUUUAACGAACAAAUACCCACCUUGCUUAGCGUGGAGUCUAGAGGAGGAAAAUGCACAGCUGCAGGUAAUCUAAUUGCUUCAGUGUCAUCUAUUAAAAAUGAUAUAGCCAUGGGCAGGGGGACUUGUAAUGAAGGACUGAGUGAGUUAGGGAAAGCAAUGCACAUACAAAAUGGUCACCAGUUAAUCCCUGUGGAGAAUUCUGAGGGUACUGCCAUGCCACAGACUGGUUUACCUUGUCUAGAAAGUGAGGAUGUGGAAACGACGAAGGUUUUAUCUGAGGUCGCAGGGGGAAACCUUGCCAAUAUAUCAUCAUGCAUACAUGAGUGUGAGUGUGUGAAAUCUAACGUCAAUGAGCUGACAGCACCUCUUUCUGUUACUUAUGAGUCGUCUUUUGAAACUGGAGGCUGUUGCACAGCUUCUCUUCAUCCUAAUUGCAAGAACAAAAAUAAAACUAUAGGGAAAAGACAAGUCAGUUUAAAAGAGGAGCGAGAGACUCUUUCUUGUCCUGAUCUUGAAUAUGAGAAGGGCAAAUCCUCUGAGCCUGUAGAGAGGAGCCUCUUGGAAAGCUCAGUUCCUGUCCACAGCUGUGGUUCUGUUUCCCUUGAAACUGUUCAAGACAUUCCUGCCAAGGCAUUAGUCACACUCACAGAAGAUAACACAGCAAAGCCUGCACCUUGCCCUUUAAUCAGCAUUGACAGGACAGAUGGUCAUACUCAUGUUGCUUCUAAAAUCGACAAGGCUGGUGUGACUGAGGUUGCUCUUGUUUCUUCUGAGUGUAGGGAUUGCAUCUCUGAACUUUCCUCUUAUAUUUCUAAGUCACAAGAAAACAUUCUGGAGGCUUCUCAUUCGGCCUUGAAAUAUGGAAAAAGACCUUUGACCAACCAUUCUGCUUUCGUCUGUGAAAAAGACAUUGGUGUAGACGUGACUUCUGAAUCUUCACUUGUUUCUGAAGAUAGACAUAUUAAUUUUUCUUCCAAGAAGGAAAACAGCAAUAAGCCUAGGUUAUCCCCCACAGUACUUCGCUCAGGAGACCCAAGAACUUCAUGCCCGGUUGGUUCUCUGAAACCUGAGCUUACUCCAGCCAUGCUUGAUGGCUGUGCUGCUGCUGUAGAUGUGGGAGGUGUUUGCAUACCCAGGCCCUCUUUGCCUACUUUGGGAUCCAACUUUUCUAUUUCUGCCUUCGAAACAGCAAACAUUACUCAGGGGAACAGUUACUCCUCCAGUCACAGAGCUGGUGAUGGAGCAGAGGAGGCCUCCUCCACACAACAGGCUGAUGGUGUCCUGGCAGAGGCAAUCCCGUCACCCAUCUGUCUUUGGAAAUCAUUGGAAACAACAUCUGUGUCAGCCUGUACUGACAGUGUGUUUAGAAAUGCUGUGGGACAGGUGAAUCGUGGUAACCAUGCUUCUGCUAUUUCAAAGGCACCUUCUGCAACAGAUGACCAAACAGCUGCUGCACCUGCAGAGUCCAGUGAGCUCUGUUCUGAGGAAGAUACUGAUGUGAAGGAACAGGAACGUGCUAAAUUCCAAGAUACUGCUGUUUUGUUUAGAAAAGCUGAGGAAACAGUUCAGUCAGUUUUACACUUGGCUAUAGAAGAAAUAAUAGCAAAGCAAGCCAUUGGCAUUUGCCAACUUUGUGGGAGCAAGGAUGGUUUAAUUAAUACAGAUAUUCUGAAUGAUCAGAAAGCUGGAACUGUACAGCUGGAAGCAGAAGAAAUCCAGUCAGCUGUGCAGUCCUUGAAGCAUUUUAAUGAGAGCAGCAGUAGAAGUUCAUCUUCAUUUACAGGAAAUGAAAGAGUGGAUACAAAUAAUCAAGAUGAAAAGCUACUAUCUUACAUCCCUGAUAAAAUUGACCUACAUAGUGCACUAGCACUGAGAGCAAAAGAAAUAAUUGAUGAAGUCAUUACCUCAGCCAAACAAAAACUGGCAUCCAAUCAGUGGCAAGGCAGUGACAGUAAAAGGCCUUCUGAAAAGGUUGAGCCUAAACCUAAAGCUGAAACGCCAGAUGUUUUAAACCUGGAUUUGAAGUUACCUGCCAAACCACAGAAACCAGCAGAGAAGGAGGAAACCUGGAGUGUGACUGUAAGCUGUGAAAAGGCAGAUUGCUCAUGUCCUCCUUUGCUUCCAGAUAGUAUGGAAAAUGGCAUAGAUUUGCCCCAAAGAGGUGAAAAGAUACCAAAUAAUGCAUUUACAUGUCAAACAAAUGGAUUUCAACCCACUGGUAGUUCAGCAAGGCCAGAAGGAGAUCUUCUGACACCAGCGAAAGAGACACGUGAUAGAAAGGUCUGUGGACUUCUGGCUGCAGCAGAGAUGUCUGGCAAAGCUGGAGUAUCAGCAAGCAGUAGAAAAUCUGAUGGAUCUUUACAUUUAAUACAUAGAGAUGCUACUGUGACUAAAGAGAUGCUUUUGUCAUUGCAGUUAAAAGAUUCAUGCAAUAAUACAAAUAUGCCAGAGUGUACAUGGCUGCCAACAGUAAAUGCUAAUUCAUCAUCUUCUAUGCCCGAUGAAGAAUGUAUCGGCAUGCAGAGUGAAUCCAAAGAAAAAUGCAGUCCUCUGGGUUCUCAGGAAGACAAUGCAGAUAACUAUCUGUAUGAACAUUGCAGAAGAGAGGAUGCAGAAGAAGUUCUUGCACAAGUAAAAGCAACCUUAGAAGGCUCACAGGUAGUGGAGAGUAAAGAACUACCAGAAAAGGCAUGUGAGAUUGCAGAGGUUAAUACUGGUUUAACUACACAGUUCAUUGUACCUGAAUUGUCUGUUACUGGAGAGGACAGUGAAGGGGUAAACUGCUUCAACACAGUCUUUGCCCAAAAUAAUGAGAAUCUGAAGCAGGUACAAAUGAAGGAUCAAGACUUGGAGAGAACUGAUCAGCUUGAGCAAAAUGGUCUGGACUGCAGCGAUGAUGUGAAGGAAUCACUGGAUCUUUCGGCCUUUUCUCCACUAAUUGAACAGUGGGAAAACAGUUCUUUUACUAUCAUCUAUGAAGGAGCCCUUCAAACUGAGAACAAAUCUGUCUCAACUGAUGAUAGGCAAACUGGUUUGCUUUCUUCUUCUGAUCUGCCUUCGGAUAAUAUAGAUCAUCUAAUGUGUGAAAGAGCGAAGAGUAAACAUGAGCCAGUCUGUCUUUAUGGGAAGGAUAACAAGUUGAAUGAAGCAACAGAGAGCCAUAGCUCAGAGUCAUUUCUGAGUGUGGAGGCCAAGCGCUAUCGAGUAUAUCCUUUCUCCUUGUCUCCAAUAUAUGAAGACGACAGCUCCCAAGAAGACUUACUUUCCACAGAUGUGUCGCCAGAAGGCCAUCCGAGUGGAGUAUCUAAAGAUAACUCUGACCACACUUCUGUGCUUUCCCUUCUCCAGUCAGUUUCUGAGCGCUUACAGUUUUCUACUCAGUUCAGUAAAGAGGAGGAAGAAGAGGAGGGAGUGGAGGACGAGGAGGAGGAAGUAUCAUCAUAUGAAGAAAAUAAGUUUGAUGUUGAGAGAGAAGACAGCUGUCUUUCCAGUCAGUGGAGAGAGGAUUUAAAAACAACCCUUCAAUCAAAUGACCAAAAUAGAUCUUUGUUUUCUGAACAAUCACAUUUUCUUUCCAAAGAACAGCUUGACUCUAAGGAGCAACCAGAACUGUUUUCAGAUGUGGUUUCUCCCAGUCAGACACCUUGCAAGCCAGUUUCACAGAAAGCUGAUGCUGCUUCCAAGUGUCCUCCUACAAGCGUGUACUACCAGUAUUUGAAGUCUGCUGGCAAUUGCUCCUCCAACAAGGAGUCCAGGUUUGGAAGCAUUCUCCAGGAUAUGUUGCAGCACAAGAUUCAUUGGUCUCAGGACAACACCAUGCCAACACUGGGAGAAUUGUCAACGAACCUCAUUGACAGAUCAAGUCUCAAAUACAAUCCAAGACCAGGAAAGAUUAUUAUUUAUGAUAUUUAUGGUGACAAAAGUAAACAAGAAGUUCAUUCUGAUGUGCUAGAUACCACGUCCUGGAUAUUUCCCAUUGGAGCAUUACUUAGGAUAAUUAGAGGAUGUUGGAUUUUUUAUGAGCGACCAAAGUUCCAGGGUCGGAAAUACGUACUAGAAGAAGGAGAGGCUGUGCUGGAUCACCUUUGGGAUCUCCCGGGCAUGAAACACCAGCGAAGAAACAUCACAGUUGGUUCAAUCAAACAUGUAACAAAGGACUGUGGUGUUCCAGAGGUAGAGUUCUGUCUGGGAGCCAGCACAGAGGGACUUCCCAUCUGCAUACAGAGUGCAGUUGCCAAUUUAGAAGAACUGGACGUUGAGAAAAACCCUUAUAUAAGUGUCAAAUCGGGAGUAUGGCUUGCUUAUUCAGACGUGAAUUACAAGGGAGAGAUGAAGAUUUUGGAAGAAUGCAAUUCACCAUCUGAAAUUCCUUCAGCAGAUGUGAAAUCUCUGCGUCCCUUAAAAAUGGGUGGACUAAAGGUACAAAUGCCAAUGGAUGUCAAGAUAAUAAUAUAUGAGAAAACCAACUUUGGAGGAUGGUCCAAAAUGUUUUCAGAAAACAUCAGUUCUGUCUCAGCUUUGUUUGGUAGUGAAGAGGAGUUUCUGGAAAUUGGAUCAAUACGUGUAAUUGGUGGAGUAUGGGUUGCCUAUGAUAAGGAACGCUACAAAGGCCGUCAGUACUUGCUGGAGGAGGGAGAUUAUGAAGACAGACACUCAUGGGGGGGAACUGACAGUGUCCUCCUGUCUUUCCGGUUCCUCCAGGCUGAUUUCAUAGAGUCAUCAGUGACACUUUUUCAGUCUGAUGAUGAAGAUGGGAAAGCAUUAGACAUCGUCAAUGAAGAAAUCCCUGACUUGGAGCUGGCUGGAUUUGGCCCAGAGACGAAAUCAAUUCUUGUGAGAAGUGGAGUGUGGGUUGCAUAUAAGCAGAAGUAUUUCUGUGGAGACCAGUAUGUAUUGGAGAAAGGAAAAUACAAAUGUUUCUUUGACUGGGGAGGAUCUAGUAAAAUCAUCAAGUCAAUUCGACCUAUUAAGUUGGAACCGCUUGGAAACAAUGAACCUCCACAUCUGCUCAAAGCUUUCAGUAAUACACAUUUCCAAGGAGCAUGCAUAGAUUUCACAGCAGAAGUUUCUGAUUUUACAUCAUUCAUACCAUGUUCUUUUAAGGUUCUUCGGGGAUGUUGGCUCCUGUAUUACCAAGGGGAAAUCACUGACAAUCACUGUGUGCUGGAAGAAGGCCUCUACAUUGACCUCAGUUCCUGUGGCUGCCCGACUGCUACAAUCAAAUCCCUCAAGCCUAUUCAAUAUGUUUUUGCUGAGCCCUCCAUCAGUCUGUUUGCUCUGGAAUGCUGCAAGGGCAGAGAGCUGCACUUCAGCGAACCCAUCAAUUCUGUUUUGAAUGAGGACCUUCAUUUUUACACACAGUCUGUAUGGGUGAGAAGUGGAUUGUGGAUUGCAUAUGAGGGAUGUAAUUUUUUAGGAAAGCAGAUUCUGCUGGAGCCCAGUGAGAUUUCAAACUGGAAUGAACACAGCGGCUGGAAAGUAAUUGGCUCCCUUCGUCCUGUGAAGCAGCCAGCAGUGUACCUCAGGGUGAAGAACCGAGCCCAAGGUAAAUAUCUGACAGUCGCUGGAAGCCUUGCAGAUAUACGAGCAACAUCGGUGUGCGCGUCCCCGUACAACGGCAAGAAUACCCAGAUCUGGCACUACUGUCGUGGACUCUUCAAAUCCAAGGCGAACAACGCCUGCCUAGAUGUCAUCGGUGGCAGAGAUGUGCCAGGGGCCAAAGUCGCGCUCUGGACAGAACACGGGAAGGACAGGCAGAAGUGGAGACUCAAUGAGGAUGGAACCAUCAGUUCGUACCUCAGUGAUGAACUGGUGCUUGAUAUUAAAGGAGGAAAUUAUUACGACAAGAAUCACAUCAUUAUGAAUCAGCUGACAGAAGACAAACAUUCACAAAAAUGGGACAUUGAAAUAUUGUAAAACCCACCACACAGAUGGACCUUGUGUGGGUUAUUAACACCU